This is a messenger RNA of Haliotis rufescens (red abalone), 1077 nucleotides long. RefSeq lists its product as uncharacterized. Lineage: Eukaryota; Metazoa; Mollusca; Gastropoda; Lepetellida; Haliotidae. Bases 67 to 801 code for a protein of 244 amino acids. The record is from RefSeq and is a predicted model, not a curated record. The transcript is spliced from 4 exons.
AGAAAAUGCAUUACUGCUCCGCUGGGCGAAAGUGUCUAUUGUGUGGUUGCUGUCUGAAGGGUAAAGAUGGGUUCAUUGCAAAGUUGGUUCCUGUUUUGUAUUGUCCAUACAACUAUGGUAAAAUACGUCUACACCUUCUCGAACGUGGCGCUCCACAAGCCAGCCAGUCAGGACUCCUACCGGGAGAUCUACCCACCAUCUCACGCUGUGGAUGGAAACAAAACUACAUUUCUUCACUCAGAUACAGUGGUGGCAGUCCGCUAUCAUUGGUGGGAAGUGGAUCUCCUUAACUCCUACACCAUACCUAGUGUCACCAUCACCAGCAGAGAUUGUUGCGAUAGCCGAUUCCGUAACUUUACAAUUGACCUCACGUCUGAAGUCCUGCCCUCAGCACAAGUCACGCGACUUUGUCACUACUACCCGGGGAGUUUCACCCAAUUCGCCACCCAUACCAUAGCAUGUGAUGAGACAUUUACAGCACGAAAGGUCAAGGUCACUAUGGAUUCAUCUGACGGACGACCUCUUGAUAUAAGCGAGGUCAAGGUUAAAGGUCUUCACGUGUGUGGAAAUUACUGGCUGCAAUUUACAUUGAAUGCUGGACUGAAACGCUCCGAGGUGCCGCUUGACCAGACCGUCGUCGAGUCUACACGAGCAUGUGCCCAGCGGUGCCGGGAAGACAUAGAUUGUGACGCUUUUCAGACGUUGACGUCAGCUAGUAGUGUGACGUGUCAACUUUUUAUUGGUAGAUCUGGUGAUACUAUCAGUGACACUAACUGGAAGUAUUACAGUUUUUCAGGAUGAAAGAUAAAUGUUGAGAGGUCAUUCGUUAUGUUGCUGAGUUAUGACAUUGGGAAAUAUCUGUAGAAUGUCAAGACAAUGGGCCAAUAUGCUACCACGCACUUGCACCAGGUAUUUUGUUCCGUUGUUAAGAGAUGGCGCUCUGCGACACGUUGAACACCCUGGCUACUGCCACUGUGAUUCACCGCCUCUGUGUCUAGCGUCAGAGCGUCAGCCCGGAGAACGAAAGGUUCUGGGUAAGAUCCCCGGCUGCGUCAUACCAAAAGACGUUAAAAGAUG